Babesia sp. Xinjiang is the source of this 756-nucleotide messenger RNA. RefSeq names its product Diphthine--ammonia ligase. Lineage: Eukaryota; Apicomplexa; Aconoidasida; Piroplasmida; Babesiidae. Gene Ontology annotation, biological process: protein histidyl modification to diphthamide. The transcript is spliced from 5 exons. Gene Ontology annotation, molecular function: diphthine-ammonia ligase activity. The record is from RefSeq and is a predicted model, not a curated record. Bases 1 to 756 code for a protein of 251 amino acids.
AUGAAGCUUUUAGCGCUAAUUUCAGGUGGAAAGGAUGGAAUCUAUAGCAUCAUCGCGGCGAAAAGACAAGGGCAUGAAGUAGUCAUGCUAGGUCACCUAACUCCUAAACAAAAUGAGGAUGUUAACGAAUUGGAUAGCUUCAUGUACCAAACUGUAGGACACAAUAUAGUCCCAGCAAUCGCUGAAUGUAUGGAGAUGCCCAUUAUUGAACGUGCAAUAACAGGUGAACCCAUAGUGACAGAGUCACUGGAAUAUACGCCAUUGGAGGGAGAUGAAGUGGAAGAUCUAUACCGCAUUGUUGUUGAUGCGUUGGCCAUUCGAAAUGAUAUAGAGGGGAUACUCACAGGGGCUAUAGCAUCACAAUACCAACUUCAAAGAGUGUUGAACGUGGCAACGAGGCUCGGGCUCAAGACCGUACAGCCGCUUUGGGGACGUGAACAAAGCGAACUACUUGCAGAGAUGAUAGAAAAUGAUGUAGAUGCAAUCAUAAUCAAAACGUGUUCAAUGGGACUCAAUGAAAAACAUUUAGGGAGGUCAAUACGGGACCUUUACAACGAGUUUUUGAGUAUUAGAGACAAGUACGGGUUCAACGUAUGUGGAGAAGGUGGGGAAUUCGAAAGCCUUGUAUUGGACUGCCCUCUAUACAAAAAACGAAUCGCAAUCACACAACACAAGUGCGUUGAACACUCGCCAGAUCCAUUUGCGCCUACAUUACUGUACGUACCACUGAAAUGGGAGCUUAUCCCGAAAAGGUGA